Messenger RNA from Lytechinus variegatus (green sea urchin), 4205 nucleotides. RefSeq names its product protein FAM149B1-like. The transcript is spliced from 13 exons. The coding region runs from base 1006 to 3078 and encodes 690 amino acids. The record is from RefSeq and is a predicted model, not a curated record. Lineage: Eukaryota; Metazoa; Echinodermata; Echinoidea; Temnopleuroida; Toxopneustidae.
UCCUCAAGAGAUUCUCAAACACUACAUGGAGCAGCUAUUUCCAAUAUGAACAAAGAAUUAAUUUUCUCUGGCUUAUUUCACGCCUCCUGUGUCUUGGAUAACGAGCAAGGUCAUUAGCUUUCCACCGAAGCCACGCAGUCAGUAAACCCAGGAUGAAUUUUCAAUUCCAUUGUCAUGGGCAACGUCGGGGAAACACAAUUUUCCUUGCGUCAAUACGCCAACUUGUAUGGAUUGGUCCCUACCUCCAUCCCAGCUAAUCAAUACAUGAUAUUUUUGUCUGUUAUUUUUGCAGAUGUUGUUCUCUCAGAUCGCUUUAAUUACUCUGUCAAAUUUGUCGGGUGUGGGAGGCAGCAUUUGUCGACGGUUCGAUCUGGUUUUUUUUUUCAUUCAGCGAUGGGCGAAAAGGCGUAUGUGCGUUGGUGGGCCAGUAAUUGGAAUCGCCCCAUUUCGAUCACACCUUGCGCAAGUAUCAGUAAUUCAAAAAAGCAAGCUGGCUUUUUCAGCGUUUGAUAGCAUUGGAAGCAAGAAGAUAAUCAGGCUGUCUUUUUAAAGUUUUUUUCAAGCGGGUAAGGGUGGUCUCUGUGAGUGCGAGGUGAAUCCGGCAACCUCCGUAGUCUGGAACUAAACCAGAUUCAAAACCUGGAUAACUGACUACGAGCAGGAGUUUAGUGUAUUCUUUGCUGUGGUAGAUGAUUAUUGAUACCCUUUCACUUCUCCUGUGAUGUAAUAUUUCUGUAUUUGCUUACCAUUAGAUGUUAGGCCUUGCAUAUCGACAUGAAGGAUUAUUCCUUGGUAGCCGUGCCACGGGUUGCAUCGAUGGAGCUUUAAUAAUCGGAUGUCAUCUCAAAUCUGUGCAAUGUGAUGAUGAUUGCCGUGCAUCAAACUCAAGUGCAAUUUCCCUUAAUAACAUUUGCCUUAAUAUUACCUCAAAAUGAAUAGUCGCUCUUCACAGACUAAAAGCAAUGAAGCAAUAUGGAGCAUUGUGCUAUGUCAGGCAUGUCAUAGAUGAGCCAAUCGAGACAGUUGGUUGGGGUCCCUAAGGGGCCCAGAAUUACAAGGGAUCAAGCCACCAUGCUGUGGCUCGAUCUUUACGCCGAAGGAGGCACCCGGUUUAAGCUCAGUGCCUACUCCAAGAAAAAGAUGGGCCAGAGAGGAAAGACCUGUGGAUUGAUGAUCGUUGGGAGGGGGAUCUCGUCGCGCAAUGACAGCCACACGUCCAUCCCGCUUCCCGAGAGACCGGAGGAGGUCCUUCCCUUCCCGUUCAUCCAGAGUGUUAGCCGCGCCCUGGACUCCUACCUGACCUCCUCCAUCGGUGACGAGUCCGCGUCGACGACGGAGGAGGAGCAACAGAACGUGCUCGUCAUGUCCAUUAACAAUGGCUGGACCACGGGCAACUCGACGGAGAGGAGCAGUCUCUUUUCGUGGGGUGACGAUGAGUUUGACAAGCUCUCGGCCAAGCGGGUGCAGCGCAUGUUCGAUGAAAUUGACAGCAUGCUGUACGAGGGGCAGAAAAACUCUUCGUCGAGCUCCCAGCUCCAUAAUGAGUGUAAAGUCUGGAAGGCGCGCUUUCCACAUCUAAGAAUUCUCGGAAGUCAACUCAUAGCACCAAGUGAUGAAGGCUUUCAGCUCUUUCCUCAAGAUGAGCCCUCAUCGACGACCACCGGUGUCUUACUCGACAUCGCUGACCACGAAGUACCUGGUAGAUCAACUCAAAAUAGACAUGGCCUGACAUUAUCAGGUCAUCACAUACACCCUAUCCCGAGUGUGGACACGCCCUCCUACCCUGAGAUGACAAUGACGGAUAGUGUGAACACGUUAGAAGAAGAGAUCAUUGAAUCGGAUGGCACGGUGGAAGAAUUCUUUGCGUAUGAUAAUGCAAGGCAAGCAGAUGACGAUAACCACGAGAGGAAAGUGUACCACACGGUCACGAGACGAGAAGGCUUCCCCCCACUCACGCCCAACGCGUGUGUCCAGAAUACGGUGCUCAGUCAAACCUUUGAUGUCCUAUGGGCUGAAGUUGUCACCUGGAUGAGAUCACUCAUCAAGAGACACCAAGAAGAUAAAGAGAAGAACCUUGUUAGUCGACCAGCUGUGGAGCCGGAUCAUCCGGACACCAACAUGACGCCUAUCAUGGCUCCUACCUACGUCCUACCUCUUAGUCCCAGUCCUUUGGGGGUAACGGCUGGAAGGCUCAUGGACCCACCUGGCAAGCUAGCCCCUAUGGGUUCUUUCCGUGUGGGACCGUCUGCUCCCUUCAACUGGCAGGCACCCAAGUCCAACUCAUUGACCGGCGUGAUGACCAUCUCGUCAAAGGCACUCCAUACUCGACAAGGGGAGAAGGAGAGGAUACCCUCUGCUAUGAUUGAGGAAUCCCCUGCACUUCCGGCGACCCUGACACGACCCAACAGCAGUAGCCUUGCCAUCAAGGGUAUCAACAAUAGACCUACCAGUACCAGGAUGUCCGACGUCCACGGUCAUCGGCUAUCAUCGGCGAGAGGCGGAAGGAGUCGUCUGCGACCCAUCGAGAGGGUCAAGACACCGAAUGUGCAGGGCAUGGACGCCCUGAUCACGGGAAAGAGAAUGAUGACUGCUAAUGACAGGCUGAAUUCCCCACCCCACCUGGCUGCAUCACCCCCUCAUCAAUGGAGUCGAAAUACCAUGCUACCUCCCAUCGAGUCGGUUCAAGAGAAUGGUCUCUAUAGAGAAAACCAAAGACCCCCUACAUCGUCAGGAAAACGAGACUUCUCAAGGCAUCGGAUAUCAAGUGCCGUCAUCGACGAUAGGGGGCAGAGACCAAACAAGAACCUACAGCCGUUUCCUUACAACGACUCUAGGCCGAAUACAACACAUUCUUUCAGGUCCGACAUGAUGCUCGCAAGACGGUCAUCGACCCCUCAGAGUAUAACCAACAUAUUAAAAGCUGCAUCAGGAACAAUGCAAGGUGUACCAGGACAGCUGAACGACCUGGGAAUCAUCACCGGACGCGGCAUCAACCCUGGUGGACUCUCUCAGCUAGAGGGAAACAUCGGAAACAGUCAGUACGGGUCACAGCAACAAGGCUACCUCAAGACGUUAUAGCGAUGGUUGAACGUGCAGCUGGCUUUGGGCGCCAAACUCACAAAUGAUUGAACAUUUUUAUAUGACAAAACAUUUCGCCAAAGAGCUGUGCUGCACAACCACGGUUUCCUGUAAUUGUGUCGGUGUGUAAGAGCUGAACACUGUUCAAGUUGAUUUACGACUGUGAAAGAUUGCAUUGUUAAAUGUGCCACUGAGCAAGUGCUACAAGUGCCUUUGCUAUAAAGGAGACAUCAUCAUCUCCAUCUUCACCAAAAGGAUUUGAGGAGACCAGAAGAACUGAACUAGGGCCAUAUGAGUUCAUCAAGGAGUCCAAAACACCAGAGGGACUGGGUUUAGACCAAGUCCUGUCGACCGAGUCUUGAGGGCUCUUUGGGUGCCUUAAAGAACUUAAAACACUUGAGGGGCUACAAUAAGGACCAGGUCAUUUGGACCUGUUCUUGCAGACCAUGAGGGUGCCUUGAAAUGUGUUAGAUGUCAGAGAGGCUGCAUUUAGACCAGGUCCUUCACACUUAGUCCUGUGGGUAAUAUGGGUCCUCAAGGAGUUGGAGACUUGGAACUGCCACGUUUGGAACAGAUCUUUGUAGAUCUGGUCAUGGGGACCAGGUCAAUACGGACAAGGACCUGGACUGGGUGGAAGUGGAUUCUUGGAGCUAACUAACAUAGUUGUGCUAAACCUUUCAACCAUGAUGUUUGUACAAUUUUGAGUUAAAAGAGAGAUGCCAAAUUACUGUUUAACGUCCUGUACACUUUCCUGGAAAGUUAUGACAGUGUCCUCAAUUUCCUAAUAUUUUGAAAAUUAUAAUCGAGUUGUGUCUUUCAUGCAUGUCUACCCAUUUUAACCCUGAAAAAAAAUGGAACAUAACUUUUAGCAAUCAUCUGUGUAAUACACUGAUUCCUCUUGUCCAUGAAAGAAGAGAUUACAUUCACAUACAGUACAGGGCUCUGUUACAGAAAAUAAUACAAUUGAUUGUAAUGGUAAGUCUAUGGGCAAACCAUUUACAAACAAUUCUAAUCGAUUGUAAAUAAUGUAUCUCUCCUGGGCCCCAAUAUAGAAAGAGUUACGAUUGAUCCAAAUGACCGAAACUCUAUGGAAAUCCAUCAGUGUCAUAAUUUUUUUCUACAGGAAA